Molecule: messenger RNA, 3365 nt
Organism: Vitrella brassicaformis
Lineage: Eukaryota; Vitrellaceae
Source: the annotation of a GenBank genome assembly
CUCACGGAACGGAGAUUUCUUGGUGCCGUGUGACCACACCGCGGCAGAUGUGCGGCAUUCUAUGGCUGCUAACAAAUCGUGAGGAGAUCCGCCUCUGCCGCACUUCGUUGCCAUGGCUGCCAAACCUCGAGUGUGUGACGCCACUGACAGCCGCCCACAUGGGCCGCCUGCUGGACGCCAUCAAGAAGCGAGGCCCCGACCACCCAGACGGACACGAAUGCAGCACCGACACAGAUGAAUCGUGCGGUGGGAAUGGCUUUGUGGUGGAUGCUUAUGGGUCGGUGCUGCAGCUGAGGGGCGAUGUGGCGGUUCGGCAGCCGCUGAGGAGGAGCCAAGACGGCGAUCAGCUGCUCUCAUGGAACGGGGAGAUCUUCGGAGGGCUGCGGGUGGGGGAGCACGACAACGAUGCCCAACGGCUCUUCGAGUGCAUCUCGUCCGUCGACGGUGGGGACGAUGAGGCCCUCAACGUGCUCGACGCCAUCCAGGGGCCGUUUGCCUUUGCGUGGCUGCGAAGGCAGGAACAGACGCAGCAGCUUUGGUUCGGGCGCGACAAGUUGGGGAGGCGGUCACUGAUGGUCGCGCUGAUCCUGUCGAUGCCGAGCUCUGAUGGGGUGGCUGGUGCUGGUGGUGGUGGUGCUGCUGCUGCUGGUGUGCACGGCGUCAUGCUGUCAUCCGUUGGUUGUCAAUUUGGCGACGUUGCUAGCUUCAGUGGUGAUGCCACAGCUGCUGCCGCCGAGGGCGAGGCCGCGUUAUCCCGAUUGGCUGGCUGGCCUGGCCGUGGUUAUUAUCUGAGCGAGUGGGUGGAGGUGCCCGUCGACGGCCUGACCAUUCUCUCUCUCUCCCACACCCACGCCGAGUAUGCGCCCUUGAUGACCCCGACUCACCGGCCGUGGCCCUCGCCGCUCCCCUUCUUCACACACGCCUUCUGGCCGCUGGCGUGUGUCGACGGCGAGACUGAAGCGGCAGUGGACGGCGUCAGUGUGCUGCGUGCCGCGUUGAUGUCGUCUGUGGCUGAGCGAGUGCACCACUUGCGGGGGCCCGAGUGCGGCGGGGAGGGCCGGGGGCUGGGAGUGCUGUUCUCGGGAGGGCUGGACUCGACGGUCUUGGCCGCAAUGGCUGCAACGGUGAGAGAGGGAGAGAGGGAGAGAGGGAGGGAGGGAGGGAGGGAGUCGGUGGGCGGGCGGGCGUGUGUGUGGUGGGAGAGGGUUGUGAAUGUGUGUGUAGGUGCUGGAUGUGGACACGCCCAUAGAGCUGCUGAAUGUGUGUUUCGACCCCAAUGAAGCACCCGAUCGGCUCACUGCACUCGCAAGGUGAGCAGAGCAGAGCAGAAGAUACACGCCUUCUUAAACACGUGUUCAUGUGUGUGUGCGUGUGUGUGUGUGUGUGUGUGUGUGACACGCCAGCUACGAGGAGCUGAUGGGUCUGUUCCCACGCCACGACAUCCGGCUCGUCUGCAUCGAUGUCGACUCAGGUCAGGCAGACGAAAUGAAUACUGUACCACUCAGAAGAAGCACUCGUCCAUCCAUCCAUCCCCAUGCAUCCUCAGGCACCUUAUCGGCUCACGAGUGCGCCAUCCUGGAGGUGCUGGGCUGCCGGUCGAGCCACAUGGACUUCAACAUCGGCGCCGCGCUCUGCUUCGCGAGCAGGUCAGUCAGCGGAGCACACGCCGACACACGUGAUCGAUCCAUGUGGGUGCAGGGGGGUUGGGCGUCUCGCGUCGCGUCGCUACAUCAGCGCAUCCUGGUAUCGAGAGCUGCUGGACGACGCAAGUAAGUCGGGGGCUGGGGCUUAAGAGGCCUCCCUCACUGACUCUCUCUCUCUGUUCUGUUCCAUCCAGCUCGCAUGCAAGGCAUCUGGGCGGCCGCAAAGAUCUCCCCUGAGGCCCCCGAUCCUGCUGGCGGUGGUUCUGCUGGUGGCGGCGGCGAGUCAGGGCCAUCGUCGUGUGUGUGCUGCCAUGCCAAGGCCAAGCCCGGGUGUGUGCACCAGACGUGCCGCCUCUGCUGCGUCAAGCUGCAACGAGCCUGUGCGCUGACGGAGACAGAGAUCGGGCUGACGCAGGUGCUCCCCUCUCCCUCCCCCUUUCCCUCCAGCCAACCGAGUGCUGGUGAGGUGUUGGCUGCCAUCCAUGCGAGAUGGACCGAAGCCGUUGGGCCGGGCAGGGCGCCGUCAGCCACUUGCCGUGUGCACAAAGAGAGGGGGUCAGGGGACCGGCAGCAGCAGCAGCAGCAGCAACAGGACGACAGAGAGCGCACGACGCCAUGGCGAUUCGACCCGCAAUGGUUAUAAUGGAUACCUUCUCUCUCUCGGCAUAAUUUGAUUGUCCCUGAGUGUGGCGUGUGUGUGCUUUCCUGCUUGGUAAUGUCAGGUACUAUGCCUCCUCAGAUGUGGUAUAUCGCGCUGCGAGCCGGGUGCUGCUUGUGGGCAGUGGUGCAGACGAGCUGCUGGGUGGCUACGGGCGGCACCAGACGGCCUGCAGACACAGCGGCAUGGAGGGACUCCGUGACGAGAUGCUCAUGUAAGCAAGUGGCGGGCAGACAUACACACAGACAGGCAGACAGGCAGGGGUGUGUGUGUGGCUUGGCUUGGCUGGUCUUUGAUGAUGUACUUGACGUGUUUUGAGCCCGUGCAUCUGUCUGCUGGGCGCUGCUGCACCACACAUCACAUGAGAUUGCUGAGAUCAGCCAGACAGCCAGCCAGACAGACAGACAUAUGCACACACGCACCCCUCUCUCCACCCCCCACUCUCUCUCUCUCUCUCUCUGUGUGUGUGUGUGUAUGUGGUAUAUGUCUGUCUCUCAGAGACGUUCGCCGUCUAUGGCAGCGCAACCUGGGCCGCGACGACCGGUGUCUGGCCGCUCACGGCAGAGAGGCGCGCCACCCCUUCCUGGCCGAGGACGUCAUCGCCGCCAUCGGCAAGCUGCCCUUCGCCGUCAUCAUGGGCACCGCCGACCACACCAAUGGGACGGGCGGGCGGCGCGAGGACAAAUGGCUGCUGCGGCAGGUGGCCAGGCAAAUGGGGCUCACCAGAUGCGCCCAGUUCAAAAAGGUCAGUGAGAGACAGAUAGGGACAGGGAUGGGCGACGUGGGCCAUCUGCACCUCUCUCUCUCUGUGUGUGUGUGUGUGUGUGUGUCAGCGUGCGAUUCAGUUCGGUUCUCGUUCGGCCAAGGAGACCAACCGGAGUCACUUUGAGAGCAACCGAAAGGCGGACGGCUCACACGCCUACAGACCCACAUCAAUCAGCGGAUAGCAGGAGGGGGAGGGGGUUUGCAUGUUCGGCGUGUGUCGAUCCGAUCCAUCUGAUGGAUCGUUGUGUGGAUAUAUGUGUGAGUGUGGUGGGACGAAGGGACUUGACAGCUCCCCCUGC